This is a messenger RNA of Apus apus (common swift), 2718 nucleotides long. It is a transcript of the gene IL12RB1, whose product is annotated as interleukin 12 receptor subunit beta 1. Lineage: Eukaryota; Metazoa; Chordata; Aves; Apodiformes; Apodidae. Gene Ontology annotation, molecular function: protein binding. The coding region runs from base 195 to 2480 and encodes 761 amino acids. The transcript has 14 exons. The record is from RefSeq and is a predicted model, not a curated record.
UCCCCGAGCUCUGCCCUACCUGGGAACUGCCGCCCCUCGGCGACCUUGCAAGCAGGGGAGGAAACGCGGGGAGCUGCGCUGAGCACCGCGGUGCCAGCGAGCCUGGGGUGGCAACGGGGCAAGUGGAGAAGAAUUCCACCCCCCCCAGGGGUGCUGGGGGAACCGGGCAGGCAGGAAGAGCCCCAGCCCCAGGUAUGGGCCGCCCGGGGUGGCCCGUAGUGGGGUGGCUGCUGGUGGAGCUGGUGCGGGGAGGCGCCGCCGCAGUUCCCGGCCUCUCCUGCUGGAAGCGAUGCUGCUCUCAACGGUUCCUCUGCUCCUGGCCACCCCUCGGCCCUGCCGGCAACACCUCCUACCUCCUGAAGUUCUGCUAUGCAACACCCCAGGUGUGCCACCAGUUCAAGGUGGGCACCAGGACCACUUACACCUUCAAGCAUCACCACGUCUACCUCCUCACCAACACCACAGCCUGGAUGGAAGGACACUGGGGGGACCACAGCAGCAGGACCCCCAACCUCACCCUCUACCUGGAUGAGGCUGUCAAGCUGGAUCCACCCCACACCGAGAUGCCCUUCAACAAGACCAGGGGCUGGUUGUGGCUACAGGUCCCACAGCCACUGUGCCACUGUGGGGUCCAGCUGCCCCAGCGGGAGGCUCGCUUCCGAAGGAGGGGUGACAGUGACUGGACACAGGUGAUGUGCGAGACAGCAGAUGAAGAUGACUCAGUGACCUGUCCCCUGGAGGGGGCUGGCACCUUUGAAGUCCAGCUCCGGCACAAGCUCCCCCACUGGAGCAGCUACUGGAGUGACUGGAGCAGCUCCAGCUUCGUUUCUGAGGAAAUCCUCUCGAGGCCAGAGCUGAGCUACCAGCUGGGAAAACUGGGAAGAGAUGGGCAGCGGGUGCUGAGACUGGGCUGGCAGCGAGUCCCUGAGGACCAAGGGGACGUCACUUACACGCUGCACACCCGCAUGCUGGCAUGUGGCUGUGCUGAGGAGGACACUGUAGAGCUGGGGACAGAGGUGACAGAGCACAACCUCACCCUCUCUGGUGCCGAGUACCAAAUCCUGCUGGCAGCAGCCAACGCCGCCGGGCCGGGGCCGGAGCAGCAGCUCCUGGUGCCAGCAGAGCAACGGGCAGAUCUUGGCUUCAAGGCCAUCCGAGUGGCCGGCAGCACCGUGAUGGCGCAGUGGGAAGCACCAAGCCCUGGCUCUGGGUACUGCUUCGAGCAGCAGCCGCUGCCUGGAGCCCCAAAAGAGGGUGUUUGCAACCAACGGGAUUUCGCUGCCAACAGCAUCCACGUGGAGAGAGGAACACUGGACACGCCGGCGUGUUACCGCCUCGCCGUGCACGGCUGGAACCGGACCCGGGGCUGGGCCACCCUGGCUGGGACACACCACUAUGUUGGCAACGCCUCGCUGGCCGUGCCCGUCCACAUCAACGGCAGCGCCGGAGAUGCCACCAUGGUCCUCUGGUGGAGCCCAUCCCCACGUGCCACCUGUCCCGGGACAAUGGUCAAGUACAUCAUCUGCCACGCAGCCAAGGGGGACAAUGUGACAUAUGAUGAGGUGGACUCUGGGGUGUCACACUACACCCUCCGAAACCUACGGCCUGGCACAGCCUACAGGGUGGGCGUCUGGGAGGUGACAGCAGAGAGCAAGGGGACCUGCCAUCCCUGGUGGCACUUCCAGACCAAGGCACUGGGUGGGGCACUGGGGACAGAAAUGCCAUCCCCCAGCCAUCCCCAUCGCCAGGGAGCUGCGUGGAAAUCCCACUUCAAGUACGUGGGUGUCUCGCUUGCCCUCUCCACUGCGGUGGCCAUUUACCAGCUGAGCAAAAAGAGGGCUCACCGCCUCCUCUUCCCACCCGUGCCCAAGCCCGUGGGCAGCAAAGCCAUCCAGUUCUCCACUGGUGAAACCAACCAGGUGAGACACAAGGUACAGGAGGGGCCAGAUCCAGCACCCUGGCACAUGCCCAUGGCACAGGGUGAUCCCACCCUAAACUCUUCUGACCCUCAGGGGCAGCCCUGGCUGGGCCUCCUGGAGCCUUCGGAGAGGUUCAGCGCAGCUGAGCUGCUGCUGGUGCAGGCAAAUCCCAGCAAGGAGACUCCAGUGGAUCCCAGCACCAGGACCAGCACCAGGCCCAGCACUCCACAGCCCUGCCUGGUGGCUGAGGAACCAGCAGUGGCAUGUCCAGUGGUGGUAUGUCCAGCAGAGCUGCCAUUCACCUACCGCAGGCAAGAGCUGCUGAGCCCGGUGGGAUUUCCACCACCUGGCAGCUCCAGUGGCUCCAGCCACCCAACCGGUGAGGAGAAGGAGGAAGAGGAGGAGGAGGAAGAGGAGGAGGAAGAAAGGCAAGAGCUGUGCCAGCCUGUGGUCCCCAUCUGCCUGCUCAUCUCGAACAAACCCAUCAUCAUCAGGGAUGAGGAAGGAUGGGGCCCAUCACCAGGAUUGGCCACAGAAGGGGGGGAAAGGGGCAUCCCAUGAGAUGCUGAGCACCCAACCCAUGGCUCGUGGGUCACACCGUCAUUUCCAAGGUGUUUUCUGGUGUUCAGGACAUGGAAGGAGGUGCCUCCAGGGGCAGGAUCUGGCCAAGAGCUUCCCAGCCUUAACUUUCCAGUGGAGAUAAAUGAGGAGGAGAAGGGGGAGCAGAGCCCAGCUGGGGCUGAAGGCCUGGGGGGUGGCACCAGCUCAUUGCAAAAAAGGAAAGCAAAGAUAAUUUUAA